Arachis ipaensis is the source of this 315-nucleotide messenger RNA. The record is from RefSeq and is a predicted model, not a curated record. Lineage: Eukaryota; Viridiplantae; Streptophyta; Magnoliopsida; Fabales; Fabaceae.
AUGAUCCAAUCUGGCCACCACGACAUCCCGUCCGAGCCUGACACACCUUCUGAGCCAUCCGAGGAGGAGGCGGAUGAUCAUGAAGAGGAGGCACUGGCAGAGGCUGAGCAGGCAAGAGUUGAGCAGGCUGCACCACAACAUGAGGAGCCCCAUCAGAUACAGCCGGCUGAUCCCGAGAUUCCUCUUCAGGCAGAGCCCCCACUGCAGCAGAUAGACCCUCCGACAUUGAUCCAGACUGUGGAGCCUCAGCCUACCACCGAGACACCUACUGCCCAUCCUUCCGGAGAUGACACUUCUCACACCCAGCCUAAGUGA